UAUGAAUGGAAUGAAGAUAGGUAGAUGGGAUAUUAUGUAUAAGAAUGAUUUUGAGAAGGGAUAUUAAUAAAUGUAGAUAUUAGAUAAUAUCUAUUUAGUGGAGGUGGAUCAUACGAUUUAGAAGGAAAUUAGAAAAAGAUUGGAAAGUGGACAGAAUUGGAUGGAGGGUUUGAUUGUUAAUAAUAAUUCACUUAUAAUGGUGAAUACAAUAAGAAUGGUAUGAAGGUAGGGAAAUGGGAUAUAAUAUCUAUUAAUUAUGGAGAAUAUGAAUAAAUGUAAAUAUUAAUUAUUUAUAAGAAUAUAAAAUAAAUUCAGUGGCGGUGGAUAAUACGAUUAAGAAGGAAAUUAGUAAAAGAUAGGAAAGUGGACAGAAUUGGAUAAAAAAUAAUUCAUCCAUAAUGGUGAAUACAAUAUGAAUGGAAUGAAGGUAGGUAGAUGGGAUAUUAAAUCUCUUAUAUAUGGAGAAUAUAAAUAAAUGUAAAUAUGAAUUAUUAAUAAUAAUAUUUAAAAAUUUAGUGGUGGAGGAUCAUAUGAUUAAGAAGGAAAUUAGAAAAAGAUUGGAAAGUGGACAGAAUUGGAUGAAGAGUUUAGGAAUAUGAAAUAAAUCACUUAUAAUGGAGAAUAUAAUAUGAAUGAGAUGAAGAUAGGUCGAUGGUAUAUUUUUAAUAAUAAUCAUAAAGUCACUCUAAAUGGUUAAUAUAAUUUGAAAGGUUAAAAAGUAGGUAUUUGGAUAGAAAUGAUUGGCAAUAGAAAAAUGAGAGAAAAGAGAUAUUAGAAUUAAAACAAUAAAAUAUGAGAAAAUUAAAUAUAUAACAAGUAUCUAUUUUACAAUUAUUAUUGUGUUUUUUUACAAUAAUUCUAAUCUACAAAAUCUAAAAACCCCAAACCUAAUUGAAGCGUUUGAUGCAGUUAUCCUUCAAGAAUUAUAAUUUAAGCGUUACCGAUUUUAGACUUUGA
Molecule: messenger RNA, 957 nt
Organism: Paramecium sonneborni
Lineage: Eukaryota; Ciliophora; Oligohymenophorea; Peniculida; Parameciidae
Source: the annotation of a GenBank genome assembly